Molecule: messenger RNA, 4713 nt
Organism: Leptopilina boulardi
Lineage: Eukaryota; Metazoa; Arthropoda; Insecta; Hymenoptera; Figitidae
Product: endoplasmic reticulum transmembrane helix translocase
Exons: 13
Coding region: 430-3930 (1166 amino acids)
Biological process (GO): intracellular calcium ion homeostasis
Cellular component (GO): endoplasmic reticulum membrane
Molecular function (GO): ATP hydrolysis activity; ATP binding; P-type ion transporter activity
Source: RefSeq, a predicted model, not a curated record
UUAAAGAAAAAUGUCCGCCUGCCGCUGUCAGCAGGAAAGUGAGUCGUGGACGACGGAGAGUGACUCAAGAUAAAUGCGUACCAUAACUUUAAGUGAUCACGUUCCGGGGGGGCAAAUAAAAGCAUGAAUUUUCCUUUGGGACGAGAGCGGUAUACGAGAUUAUUGUAAUAUUAGAGGAAAAAAAAAAAAUAAAUUCAGGAACAACGUUUUGUUUCGCGAGAAAUUUUUUCUCUUUUUUUUUUACUUAUAUAGUAAUACACACACACUGUAGCUAAAUAAAUAACCCUUGGUGUGAGUAUUCCCCCCCUCUCCUAAAUAUCACUUUUUUAAUGAUAGUUUUUCGUGUGUAGAAAAUAAAAAAAUAUAUAUAAAUUGAAAGAAAACAAAUUUAUAUAUAUAUAUAUAUAUAUAUAUAAAGUAUAUAUAGUCAUGGCGACCGAUUCGCUAUCGUCACGGGUCGAUGAUUUAGUGUACAGUGUCACUCUACAUAAUCCAUUGAGAAAUAUUUUUAAAGGUUGCAUUUUACCAUUUGUCACACUUUAUUUAAUUUGGAUUUAUUGUUGGUUAUUCGUUUAUGGCGUUGAGGAAUAUUAUGAUGCUGGUUUAAUUGGCAUUGCCGUUAUUGGGGUUUUACAAAUUUUUGUCUGCCUCUGUUGCCAAUGGUCAGUUCACAUCAAUUGCUUUCUCAAUUGUGUCAAGGGAAGAAAUCCACAUGAGGCAUCGUAUGCAAAAGUUGUGCCAACACCAAAUAAUGGAAGUUCGGAACUUGUUAAAUUAUAUCAAAGUAAAGAUCAGGAACCAUGGUUUAUUUUUCAAAAAACCAAAUAUAUUUGGGAUUCGAAUAAAAAACAAUUCCAGGGUUUACAAUUUCCGGUCAAUCAUUCAAUUACACACUAUUCGGAAUGGAAGGGUUAUCCAAGUGAACAGGAAGUCGCUGAGGCUGAAGAAAAAUAUGGCAAAAAUAAAUUAGAUAUGGAAGUACCGGAAUUUUGGGAAUUAUUCCGUGAACGUGCAAUAGCGCCAUUUUUUGUAUUUCAAGUAUUUUGCGUUGCACUUUGGUGUCUCGAUAGAUAUUGGUAUUACAGUAUAUUCACAUUAAUUAUGCUCAUUAUGUUUGAAUGCACACUUGUUCAACAACAAUUGAGAAAUAUGGCGGAAAUUCGUAAAAUGGGGAAUAAACCCUAUAUGAUAAUGGUCUAUCGUAAUAGAAGAUGGCGUCAUAUUUUCACUGAUCAAUUGGUACCAGGCGAUGUUGUUUCAAUAACACGUUCACAAAAUGAUAAUCUUGUACCGUGUGAUAUGCUUCUUCUAAAGGGUCCCUGCAUUGUUGAUGAGAGUAUGUUAACCGGUGAAUCAGUACCACAAAUGAAGGAGCCAAUUGAUGAUAUUCAGGAGAAACGUUUUCUUGACAUUGAGGGUGAUGAUAAAUUGCAUAUUUUAUUUGGUGGCACAAAAGUUGUUCAACAUUCACCGCCUAGUAAAAAUUCAUCCGGUCUUCGAGCCACUGACAAUGGUUGCAUUGCCUAUGUGUUACGCACUGGAUUUUCAACAUCGCAGGGAAAAUUAUUGAGAACAAUUUUAUUUGGCGUAAAACGUGUCACGGCAAAUAAUCUCGAGACAUUUGGAUUUAUUCUAUUUUUACUGAUUUUUGCAAUUGCCGCUGCAGCAUACGUUUGGAUCAAGGGAAGUGAGGAUCCAAAUAGAAAUAAGUACAAAUUAUUUUUGGAGUGUACGCUAAUUUUAACGUCAGUUGUACCUCCGGAAUUGCCAAUUGAAUUAUCGUUGGCUGUGAAUACGUCACUAUUAGCAUUAUCAAAAUUAGGUGUAUUUUGUACCGAACCAUUUAGAAUUCCAUUUGCAGGAAAAGUGGAAAUUUGUUGCUUUGACAAAACGGGAACACUAACGAGUGAUAAUUUAGUUGUUGAUGGCAUUGCCGGAGUCGAUGGAAAGGCGGAAGUAACGGAAAUAGCAGACGCUCCAAUUGAGAGUAUUCAAGUGCUAGCAACGUGCCAUUCUCUAGUUCAAUUAGACGAUGGAAUAGUUGGUGAUCCCGUCGAGAAGGCAACACUAAAAGCCGUCAAUUGGAAUCUGACAAAAGGCGAUGCAGUAAUUCCAAAACGUGGCAAAUCGGCAGUUUUAAAAAUAAUUCAACGUUUCCACUUUUCUUCGGUGUUAAAACGAAUGAGCGUUGUUGCUGGUUACACUAAUGUUGGAUCGUCUGAUGUUCAAUUUAUCGUCACAGUGAAGGGAGCACCGGAAACAUUAAAACCAAUGUUUAGUUCGAUACCAGAUAAUUAUGAUGAAGUUUAUUUAUCAUUGUCACGUCGUGGUGCUCGUGUUUUAGCUCUUGGACAUAGAAAAUUACCGAGUGCAUUGUCACAUCAGGAUUUAAGAAAAUUGACUCGUGAAGAUUUUGAAGUAAAUUUGGAUUUUGUUGGAUUUGUCAUUAUUACUUGUCCAUUAAAACCAGAUUCAAAGUCUGUAAUAAAAGAGAUACAAAAUGCAUCGCAUUCGGUUGUUAUGAUCACUGGUGAUAAUCCACUAACUGCUUGUCAUGUGAGUCGGGAAUUACAUUUCACGAGGAAGGGAACUAUUUUGAUUUUAACGGAAGUUCAAGGUUCAUGGCUAUGGCAAAGUGUUGAAGGUGAUAUCGAAGUCGAUUUACAUCCAAAGAAGGGAAGUUUCAAGGGAAAGAAAAUUUGGGAGGUUUAUGCUCUUUGUGUAACAGGCGAGGGUUUAAAUUAUCUGAAAUUGAACGAGAAGGCACUGCUUAAAAAAUUACUACCACACGUUGUUGUUUUUGCACGUUGUGCUCCUAAACAGAAGGAAUUUAUUGUUACUUCAUUGCAAGAUAUGGGAUACACGACUCUAAUGUGUGGAGAUGGAACAAACGAUGUUGGAGCGCUAAAACACGCCCAAGUUGGUGUGGCAAUUUUAUCUAGUCCUCCCGAGAGUGCGUCCUCGGAAAAACGCAAUAGUACGCCAUCGACGCCAAUUGCAAAUUCACCACAAAAUAGUCAAUUAAAUACUGUUGGUCAACAGUCGAAUGUUAGAAGUAAUUUGCAGAGAUCAUUAAUGAAAGAACUUGAGGAACAGGAUCAGGCUGUAAUUGUAAAAUUGGGAGACGCAUCGAUUGCAGCACCAUUUACCAGUAAAUGGUCAUCGAUUCAGUCGAUUUGCCACAUAAUCAAACAAGGUCGUUGCACAUUAGUGACGACAUUGCAAAUGUUUAAAAUUCUUGCAUUGAAUGCCUUAAUAUUGGCCUACAGUCAAUCAGUUUUAUAUCUGGAUGGCAUUAAAUUUAGUGACAAACAAGCGACAUUGCAGGGUAUUUUACUUGCCGCAUGUUUUCUCUUUAUAUCACGCUCAAAACCAUUAAAAACUUUAUCAAAACAACGACCACUGCCAAAUAUUUUUAAUUUCUAUACCGUUCUAACGGUCCUUCUACAAUUUGCUGUACACUUUUGUUGUCUCAUCUUCCUUGUACGUGAGGCUGCAAUUAUCUCUCCAAAGAAUGAUACAUUGUCGGCAAUACUUGCACCUAAAAAUGUCACUGAAACAUCGUCAACAGACGAUUAUUACGAUGAGGAGGAGCCAUUUGAGGCGAAUAUUAUUAAUAGUACUGUGUAUAUAAUUUCAAUGGCACUUCAAGUUGCGACUUUUGCCAUUAAUUAUAGGGGUCAACCAUUUAUGGAAAGUCUUAUGGAAAAUAAAUCUCUUCUCUAUUCACUUGUUGGAUGUUCUAUUGCAAUUUUGGCUCUUGCUUCCGGAUUAAUACCGGACACUGCCCGCGAGUUUGAAAUUGUCGAUUUUCCAAGUGAUUUCCGGAAAACAUUGAUAACAACAUUAGUUGCCAAUUUUCUUUUGGUCUAUAUGGUUGAUCGAGUUUGCCGCUGGUUAUUUGGCGAAGGAAAACACGAAAAACUGUGAUUAAAGUAAUUUGUUUUUGCUUAAUAGCAAUAUUAUUAGAGGAAAAAAAAUUUUCCCUGCGCAAAAAAAUUGUAUAAAAAUUUUUGCAUGGGCAACGAAAAAAAAUACAAAAAGCACAUUUACAUAUUUUUCGCAUACAUCGAUAUCAUAAUUUUGUACUUUACAUUUUUUUCACUUAUUUAAAACUCGAGAUAAUUAAUAGUAAUAAUAAUUUAUCGAAGGGGUAAAAAUAUAUAUAAUUUUGAAAUCACUUUUUUCUUUACAAAAUAAAAAAAUUUAUUCUCAUGGGAGAAAGAAAGGAAUUUUUACCUUAAAAAAUAAAAAUUUUCUCCUUUAAAAAUAAAGAAAAUAAAAAAACAUUUCAUUUUUACGCAGCUUAAAAAAACAUUUUUGAAACUUAGAUCUCAAUUAAUAUCAUCAUCGUAAAUAUUGUAAAUAAUUCUGAAAAAUAAGAAUUUUUUUUUACAUUCCGUAUAUAGUGAAUCUUUUCUCUUGUUUCGAAUUGUAGUAAAAUUUUAUUUUUCUUUUAUAUAUAUAUAUAUAUAUAUAUAUAUAUAUAUAUAUAUAUAAAUAUCUGUACAUGUUUUUGAUUGUAUGUACCAAGUUUUUUAAAUUGUUGAAAAAAAAAAAAAAAUAUUGAAAUGGAAACACGAGCGACGACAAUGAAUUUUUCUGUAAGACAAAUGAUAAAAGAAGAAGAAAAAAAAGAAACAAAGUAUGUUUGAAAAAUACUUUUAGCAAACAUAAUAAUAAUUAUUCUGUAAGAUAAGCGUGACUGAUAGU